GAAUCUUAUUCCAUACAAACAAACGUAGGUACUAUUUUGAUUGCUUAAUAAAAUAAAUACCAAAUCUGACCAUGACGUACUCUAUCAAGGAUUUCGUUGCACCGAUAUUUUCGUUCAGCUCGAUGUGCAUUGCUUGCUAUUCAAUACUGUGGUAUAUUGACGGGUUUAGUUAUACCGUCGAUGGACGAGGAAGUGUUUGAUAGAUGUGUUCCCGACCUUGAUCGUUGUCCUUUCGCUGCUGCUGCAAUUAUAGUCUCUAAUCGAAUUGAAUGACUGCGCCCGACGAAUGAGAUAAUUGCGCACGCGCAUCCUAUUUGGACAUACCUAUCGGAUGAUUUAUUUUAGAAAGCAUGUUAUAGGAAAAUUUCUCUUGCAUGAUGACACAAAAUAUAGCGAUCAUAACAUAACCAAUGGAUUUCGACGCGAUCCUCGAAGACGUGGGCGAGUUCGGGCGCUACCAGAAGCUGGUGGUGUACCUGGUAUUGCUGCCGGCAGUCAUCCCGUGCGGCUUCCAUGCGUACGCGCAGCUUUUUAUGGCGGCCGGCGGCGCGCACUGGUGCCGUGUGCCCGAGCUGGAACACAUCUCCAACAUAGAACUCGUUAAGAACAUCAGCAUUCCUGUGGAAGAUAAGAAUGGGAAUCUGCAAUACUCCCAGUGUAGCAUGUACAAUUUGAACUACAGUGACUUGUUAAGGAACCACGAAAAUCUUGAUGAGUUCACCAGAAGAGAAAUGCCCGCUGAUAAUAUAAUACCGUGCAAAAAUGGAUGGACUCAUGACAAGACCAUUUAUAAAAAUACCGUCGUUACAGAGUGGAACCUGGUUUGCAAUGACGACUUCCUGCCAACUCUGGGCCUUGUGCUCUUGGCUGCGGGCGGAAUCAUCGGCAACUACAUAUUCGGCUAUCUCCAAGAUACGAUCGGAAGAAAGCCUUCGUUCUUCAUCUAUCUCCUGAUCGAAUGCAUCUUUGGCGUCGCCACUGCCUUCGCACAUAACUAUGUCAUGUGGAUAAUUUAUCGAAUUGGCGUUGGAUUCACCGUUCCUGCUAUUAUGGCUACGCCCUAUGUUUUAGCCAUCGAGCUAGUGGGUCCGCGCUGCCGUACGCUAUGCACGAUUCUAUCAAACAUCGCGUACUCGUUGGGUCUGAUCAUGUUGGCUGGAGUUGUGUACUUAGUCCGGGAUUGGCGGCACUUAGCUUUAGCGACUACCCUGCCUUUCGUCUGCUUCUUCCUGUACCUUUGGCCUAUGCCUGAGAGCCCCAGGUGGCUACUAGCACGAGGGCAGUUCGAAAAAGCAGAGGUGAUCUUAAAGAAUAUGGCAAGAAUAAACGGUAAAUCCCUGCCUGCUAACUACAUGGUGCACCUGAGGCGCAAAUACGAAUCAGACAAACUGAAACAAGACAUAGAAAAGGAGAAGUCCCGGAAGUACGGGGUAUUGGACCUGUUUAGAACACCUAACUUAAGGAAGAAGACCAUAAUAAUCACAUUCAUAUGGUUCACCAACACCAGCGUUUACGUCGGGCUGUCUUACUAUGCUCCGGUGUUGGGUGGAGAUGAAUUCUUAAACUUCUUCCUGGCUGGUGUGGUCGAAUUGCCGACUUACCUGUUCCUUUGGCCGUCCAUGGAGCGAUUGGGGAGGAGGUGGACGCUUUGUAUGAGCAUGGUUGUCGGUGGAAUCGCCUGUUUAACCACGUUUCUAGUUCAACACGAAACUUAUGUUACCUUAGCUCUAUACUGCGUAGGAAAAAUGGGCAUAUCGUCUUCUUUCGUUGUGCUACCGCUGAUGGCGUCCGAGUUGUACCCAACCGUAGUAAGAGGACUUGGCAUGAGUUUUAGCUCCGUGUUGGGAAUGCUUGGCCCAAUCUUCAUACCGCUCGUGAACUAUCUAGGCUCAGACAUUAUGGUUCUGCCGUUGAUCAUCAUGGGUGCUCUGCUAGUAGCUGGUGGUAUAGCAAGUUUAUUACUUCCCGAGACUUUGAAUCAACAUCUUCCGCAAACAUUAGAAGACGGAGAAAAAAUGGGCCUCGAUACCGAUUUCUGCUGUAAUCCACCAGUCAAAGAGCCUAAUCAUAGAAAUGUGGAAGCAAAGGACACAGUACUAGACCAACAAUAUUGUAAUGCGUGUAAAACUUUAUGCUCGUGUCAGUUGGUAAACGUACCGUUAGUUGAAAGCGUUGCGGCUAUUAUUGAGAAAGAUAGUGAAAAAGUAGAAUUUAUUAUUGUAAAAUAAAGUACUUGCGAGCCGU
Messenger RNA from Chilo suppressalis (striped riceborer), 2244 nucleotides. NCBI's taxonomy places the organism in Eukaryota, Metazoa, Arthropoda, Insecta, Lepidoptera, Crambidae. The record is from the annotation of a GenBank genome assembly.